Molecule: messenger RNA, 537 nt
Organism: Adineta steineri
Lineage: Eukaryota; Metazoa; Rotifera; Eurotatoria; Adinetida; Adinetidae
Source: the annotation of a GenBank genome assembly
AUGCAUGAUCAAUGGUAUUUCGCGAGUGAACAAAUACCAGAAGGUUUAUAUUUAAUUGAAGCACUUCAAUCUGGCAAGUUUAUAACAUUUACACCUGAACGUUCGACAUUAGUACAACAAGAUCAAAAUGCAGAAAACGACAAUGAAUCACAAGUAUUUGAAAUUCAACAUAUUGGUUAUCGUGAUUUUAUUAUUCGACAUCAUUUAACAGGACUUGUACUUACCGUACAUAACGCUUCACCAUCACCAUGUGCUCCAGUCGUUUUAUCUCGUUAUAUGGGAGAUCGUACACCGUAUCAAACCGUAAAUUUUGAACGAUCAAAUAAUCAAUCAAAUGAUAUGAUUAUAUUUAUAAAACAUACACGUAUGGUAAUUGAUAUUGAUGGUGGAAGUCAAAGUUCAAAUGCUCGUCUUCUUCAAAUUCCCCAAAAGAAGAAUAAUUUUGAUCAAACAAGUCAACGUUUUCGUCUUCAUCCAUUUAUUAAUCGACGUACACAGGAAUUAACUAGUACUAUUCCCGAUGAAUUUUUUCGUUAA